UAGAUCGGAAUCACUUUGGGAUUUUUAACGUUACCGGCUCGGCUCCACUACCUUUCAAUAGUCGUUUAACUCGACGAUCAGUUCCUCCUCCGUCUCUGUCGACGUGACACCGUUUCUGAUCUCUCUCACUUGCUGAUGCAUCGACCAAUCUUGUAAACUUAACAAAGACGGAACCUUUCAUCCAACAUGUUCAAGAAGUUUUCAUUGGAGGAGGUUUCAUCGCAAAACCAAGUAAAGACUUCAGUUCAACGUAGGAUUCGCCAGAGCAUUCAAGAUGAGUACCCAGGACUUGAAACAGUGAUGGAGGAUCUACUUCCCAAAAAGUCUCCUCUCAUUGUAGUGAAGUGUCCAAACCAUCUUACCCUAGUUGUUGUCAACAAUGUGCCCCUCUUCUUCUGUAUCCGCGACGGGCCAUACAUGCCAACACUGCGGCUUCUUCAUCAAUAUCCAAAUAUAAUGAAGAGGUUUCAAGUUGAUAGAGGUGCAAUAAAGUUUGUUUUCUCUGGUGCAAACAUAAUGUGUCCUGGUCUUACAUCCCCUGGAGGCGUUCUUGAUGAAGAAGUUGACGCAGAAAGACCAGUGGCUAUAUAUGCAGAAGGAAAGCAACAUGCCUUAGCAAUAGGCUUCACCAAAAUGUCAGCCAAGGACAUUAAGAGCAUCAACAAAGGAAUCGGAGUGGACAACAUGCAUUACCUCAACGACGGUCUCUGGAAGAUGGAACGGCUAGAUUGAAGGAGCAUGAAGAUGUCAUGUGGAUCACUGUUGGGGAGAGAUAUAUUAUGAUCUCAAUUUUUAUGCGUCUCUAAACUUAUGGAGCUUUUGUCUUAGAUCAACCUUUUAGCUUCUGUUAUGAAAUAUUUUGAUGUUUUGUUUUA
Molecule: messenger RNA, 875 nt
Organism: Brassica oleracea var. oleracea
Lineage: Eukaryota; Viridiplantae; Streptophyta; Magnoliopsida; Brassicales; Brassicaceae
Product: malignant T-cell-amplified sequence 1 homolog
Exons: 9
Coding region: 187-732 (181 amino acids)
Biological process (GO): formation of translation preinitiation complex
Molecular function (GO): RNA binding
Source: RefSeq, a predicted model, not a curated record